AAAAACCGCAGACGAAGAAGAAGAAGAAGAAGAAGAAGAAGAAGAAGGUUUCAGCCAGUUGCAUUGUCGAUAAAAUAAACAUGACGAUGUUGACAAUUACGAUGUUUUCAGUGCAGCUGCACUAACUAAAAGUAAAGCACUGAAUACAACGAGGGACGGUGGAUAGUGGGUUUAACUAAAUCUGGAACAAACUGUUUUGAAUACUUGGAUCAGGACAUACGCCAUUUUCACGAGUUGACAAGUGGACCGUAAACUCUGCAAUGCCUCUGCUGUUUUUGGAGAGGUUUCCUUGGCCCAGCCUGCAGACCUACACAGCACUGAGUGUGGCUUUGCUUGCUGGCAGCAUCUUUAGUGCCUACACCACUGUGACUGAUCCAGGCAUUGGGGUCUUGGAAACUGAUGAAAUACCUGCUCUCUCUGAAGGGGAGCAUCUUGAACAUCUAAACAAUGAUAUUAGUGAGCCAGAAUUGUCAAUCCUGUGGUAUCUUGCCAAUGACAGUCUUUUUGUAUGGGUGUUGGUCAACACAUUCUGCUGCUCUUUGAUGUUAACUGCUAAAAUGAUUCAGUAUGUGGUGUUUGGCCCGCUCAGGGUCAGUGAGAAGCAGCAUCUGAAAGAUAAGUUCUGGAACUUCAUCUUCUACAAGUUCAUUUUCAUCUUUGGCGUAUUGAACGUUCAGACAGUGGACGAGGUGGUCAUGUGGUGUUUGUGGUUCUCUGCCCUGGUUUUUCUCCACCUCAUGGUACAGCUCUGCAAAGACCGAUUUGAAUAUCUGUCUUUCUCGCCCUCCACUCCCAUGAACAGCCAUGUACGAGUGCUUUGUCUGCUGGUCUCCCUGCUGCUGGACUGCUGUGGUCUGGCUGUGGGCUGUGGUCUGUUUGGAGCUUCUCAUGGCAUGCAUACCCUCUCCUUUAUGGCAGCAGAGUGUCUGUUGGUGACUGUACGCACUGGGCAUGUCAUCAUGCGAUAUUCCAUUCAUCUGUGGGAUCUAAACCAUCCAGGGACCUGGGAGAGUAAGGGAACAUAUGUCUAUUACACUGACUUCAUCAUGGAGCUGGCUAUGCUCUUCCUGGACCUCAUGCACCAUAUCCAUAUGCUGCUUUUUGGAAACAUCUGGCUGUCCAUGGCAAGCUUGGUUAUCUUCAUGCAGCUGCGGUAUCUCUUCCAUGAGGUCCAGCGCCGUGUCCGCCGCCACAAGAACUACCUUCGUGUCAUCAACAACAUGGAGGCCAGAUUUGCAGUUGCUACUGCAGAGGAGCUGGCAGCUAAUGAUGAUGAUUGUGCCAUCUGCUGGGAUACUAUGUUGACAGCACGCAAACUACCCUGUGGGCAUCUCUUCCACAACUCUUGUUUGCGCUCAUGGCUGGAGCAGGACACCUCGUGUCCAACAUGUCGGACAUCCCUGAACAUUAAUGGGGACGGGGGCCAAGCGAGAGGACAGCCUCAGGGCGGGGGCUUGGAAGAAAACAUCGGCCCAGCAGGAGCUGCUCCAGAUGCUAGACCACACAUCAACCAACACAAUCACUUCUUCCACUUUGAUGGAUCUCGCAUUGCCAGCUGGCUGCCCAGUUUCUCAGUGGAAGUAAUGCACACCACCAAUAUCUUGGGCAUUGCUCAGGCCAACAACUCCCAACUCAUGGCAAUGGCCCAUCAGGUCCAGGAGAUGUUCCCUCAGGUGCCCUCCUAUCUUGUGAUGCAGGAUCUACAGUUGACUCGCUCUGUGGAGGUCACCACUGACAACAUCCUGGAGGGACGCAUCCAGGUGCCGUUCCCGACGCAGGCCAUAGAGCAUGCCCCGACACAGGUGAGCACUGGGCCAGAUGAGCAGGAAGGGUCCAGUGGAGCCGCUGAACAGGGCCUCAGUGAGUCAGACAGCAUGGAGAUCAGAGGAGGUCGCUUCUCUAAGUCGGCUGAGGAGAGGCAGAAGAUGUUAAAGCAGAGGAAAGAAGAGAUUCUCCAGCAGGCACGCAGGAGAUAUCUGAACAAAAGUCCAGAGGACCAGGAGGAUGAGGAUUUGCCGGGACUGGAGGAGGACAUUGUUCCAGAGUUGAACUUGACUGUGCUUAGACGUAGAACCAUGGCGGCAGCUGCAGAGAGACGCAUGCAAAAUCAACAAGACCCUGCACCCUGAUACAAAGAUUGGCUUCAUCACAUCAUCAUCCCAUGAGGCACAGACAAAGCUAUUUAAUAUCUUCCCAUUUGGUGUACAGUCAGUGGUCAUCACCUAUUCAAAACAAUAAUUAAAAAGCAUUACAAACAUGGCCUUCGGACUGUUUUGGGCUGCCUAAAACGGUGAGACCAUUGUGAACGGCCUCUGCAUCACUGAUUUGGAGUGUUAGGAGCAUUAUAUAAAUUAAUGGGUGAAGCGUCACGAAAUGCAAGGUUGCGUUUCCCUCUAUUUACGUGCCACACAUUGCAGCUACCAGCUUCCGUAGAGAGUCAGUUUCUGCCAUGAUUGGGACUGGCUGUCAAAAAUGAGCAUGCUUUACAUUCAGAUAUGUAUAGUUUGAAAGGAGUUUGAAGGUGUCAUUACUAGGUAAACGCUUUUUGGGUCUUUGUGUGUUUUCCUUUUAUCUGAUUUUAUUUUCACGUUUUGCUAAUGGUGGAAAGCUACGUAUUCUGAAUGGAGAAACUCAACUGAUGUAUUUCUGUGUUACUUUAUGGGUUUCAACUGUGAAUUAAGUGUAGGCAAAAUAACAUGUUUUUAUUUCUUACCUUGGAGUAAGCGAACGUCACUUUAGUAUUGUUCAGCCUAUCUGUCAAAUAUGAAUGUUCCUCUCAAAAUACUGCUGCAAACAAAGUGUUUUUGACCCAUAUGGGUGUUCUGUAUUUAGCGUGUAAUAUCACCCAUAGAAAACAGCUUUGUUAUUUAACACGGGGGGAGUGGGCACGUAAAUCUUAGUUUUUCUAAUACUAUUCCCUUGAGAGGCAUAGGCAACAAAGGGGUUGUGUUACAUUUUGUACAAUGACAGUGGUUGUCAUCCUCUCAGUCUUUCUUAAAUUACCCUCUAAUAAUAAGCAGUGCUCUCUCUGAGUAAGAAAAUAUUUUCUACUGAAUAUAUCAAUGGGAUCCUUGGAAUUUGUGCCCAUAAUUAUUGAAUUUUUAAGGUAUGUAGAAAUUGAUAAGUCUGUGACAGCUGGACUUGCUGGACUGUCUUUUGAAGACAUUUUGUCUCUCUUGCUCUCUUUCAAGAGGCAUUUCCAAGACUUUACAAAUCUAGUUGCCUUUGAAUUAAAGUAGACCUGUUAUACUUUUUCUUUUCAGUCAUCUAUUAUGUCACAAUCUCAGAUGUCAAUAUUAAACAUGGCCAAAGCUUCAAAUAAUGCUGCAAAUGUAUGUAAAAGUAAUCCCUGUGAGCAGAAACUUCAGAUUUCAGACGCUUCUGAACACUCUGCUUCCAACAGCAAACUAUUGGGGAGUUUUCACGGCAGAAAAGUGCUGCCAUACUCUUUUAAAUUCAUUCCUGCCUACAACAGAGGGUGUAGAGGCAGUGGCCCUGAAAUGCUGAUCAAUCACAGUAGAUUGGAUUUUUUUUGGGGAGGUGGUCUUAAAGAGACAGGCGCUCCAACAGAGCGUUUCAGACAGAGGGGGAACAAAGUGCAGCAGCCAUGGGUAGUAUGAGAAAAAUAAGUGUCAUCCGAGAGAGACAAAGAAAUGGGUUUAAUUAGAAAGAUACAAGCAUGAACCUGAAAAUGAGCACAACAGGUCCCCUUUAAUAUUGCUAGAUAUUGUAUGACCUGAAUGACUGACUGAUAAUCUUGUUCUGUUUAGGGUGUUCUGUUAGUGUUGCAUUUGUCUACUCACAUGGAGGAGUGCUAUUUCAAAAAUGAUAUUAGCGUUGAACAUUAUCAUCCUCUAUCUGUUCAAAAAUUACAGAAGUGUUAAACAUGGACUGGGCCCUUUGAACAUUUCAAAGUCUGAAAGUGGUUGAGGUAUAUAAAUGGCUACAAAGAUGGAGACUGUAAUUGUUUCAUUUCCUAUUGCAGUGUAAGGGCAGUAUGGGGUAAGAUUUGCAUGAAUCUAGACAGUUCUUUUUAUUUCCUUCCACUUUAUCCCAAAGAGCAGUCCACAAACUUAUUCUAAAAGCUGAAGUGUUGUGAUCUUUAUUUUGUGUUUAUUUCAUUGCUCAAACUCUGUUUUUGGGGUGUUGUAAGAAGAUAUAAUAUAGAAUUUAGAUUUUAAUUACUGAUAAUGUAAAGAAAAGAAUUGGACUGUUUGGUUUUCAUUUAGUUAUUUAACAACUCUUAUUGUCCAUGAUAUAUUUUCCUAUGCAUGGGAUUUCUUUCAAAACCAUUGCUUAUUUAAUCAAAACUGAAAAACUUUUUGGACUGAGCUUUCCUGUAUUUUUGUGCCUAAAUUAAGAAUGGUUCAGUUAUGGAUAAUUUAUGUAAAUCUAGUUUUUGUAAAAUAUGUUAAUACAAAAGACUCAAUAAACAGAGCUUCUACAGCUUUUUAACAAAG
Messenger RNA from Etheostoma cragini (Arkansas darter), 4460 nucleotides. RefSeq names its product E3 ubiquitin-protein ligase AMFR-like. Gene Ontology annotation, biological process: protein K48-linked ubiquitination; endoplasmic reticulum unfolded protein response; ubiquitin-dependent protein catabolic process. The coding region runs from base 261 to 2129 and encodes 622 amino acids. Gene Ontology annotation, cellular component: cytosol; ubiquitin ligase complex; endoplasmic reticulum. The transcript is spliced from 14 exons. The record is from RefSeq and is a predicted model, not a curated record. Gene Ontology annotation, molecular function: ubiquitin binding; ubiquitin protein ligase activity. Lineage: Eukaryota; Metazoa; Chordata; Actinopteri; Perciformes; Percidae.